Molecule: messenger RNA, 2001 nt
Organism: Aspergillus pseudonomiae
Lineage: Eukaryota; Fungi; Ascomycota; Eurotiomycetes; Eurotiales; Aspergillaceae
Product: GMC family oxidoreductase
Exons: 1
Coding region: 1-2001 (666 amino acids)
Molecular function (GO): oxidoreductase activity, acting on CH-OH group of donors; flavin adenine dinucleotide binding
Source: RefSeq, a predicted model, not a curated record
AUGAGACACUCCUUGCUGGACCUAGCUCUGCUUCUGUCAGGGGUGCUCGCAGACCCCUUCCAAGCCCCCUUGCAGCAAGACAUCACAGCACCUUUUUACACCGUCAAAACAUGCAUACCCGGCGACACGCUUACUGCAUGUGAUGGUGAGGUCGGCAGUAACGACAUACACCACGGAGUCACUGAUGAUCCCCGUAAAGUGCAUGGCAAGCAUUACGACUACGUGAUCGCUGGAGGCGGGCUGACUGGUCUCACGCUGGCCGCCAAGCUUGUGGAGAAGUUUACAGUGUUGGUGAUCGAAAGUGGCUUCUACGCAUGGGAGUACGGACCGAAGAUCGACGAUCUCAACACCUACGGCCAGGUCUUUGGCAGCAGUGUCGACCAUGCCUACGAGACCAAGCCCCAGCUGGUAGGCAACGACGGCGACGUUGGACUAGACAAGGACAUCAAGAUCAUCCGGUCCGGGAACGGUCUCGGGGGCUCUACACUCAUCAAUGGCGGGACAUGGACACGGCCUCACAAAGUGCAAAUCGAUUCCUGGAACAGUACCUUUGGGAAUACUGGUUGGACUUGGGAAGCGCUAAAGCCCAAGAUGGAUGAGAUUGAGAUCCCGCGGGAUCCGGCAACAGACAAGAUUACGCCAGACUCACUCCAUCAUUUCGAUCCCAACUGCCAUAACAAGGAUCCAUCGAAGGGUAAAGUGAAAGUCGGGGCUCGCGAUCGGAAGUACGGCUGGUCCCCGCUGAUCAAGGCGUUGAUGGAUACGGUUCAGAAGACAUACAGCUUCGUCACGAACAGAAAGGACUUAUGUUGUGGUGACCCAACUGGGGUUUCGAUGUUCCUGAAUACGCUUACCAACGAGCAAGUCCGAACAGAUGCUGCGAGGUCAUGGUUGAAGCCAAUCUUGGAGAACUCGACCCUAGCCCGUAACAUCACAGUCCUGACUGGCCAGCUCGUUGGAAAGGUUCAUCUGGACGAGAUCAAGCCCUCGAUGGGAGAGCCGAAAUUGCAAGCCAAGGGGGUUGAGUUUGGCAUACAUAACAAGACGGAGUGGAAAUGGGAUGUUUGGGCCAACAAAGAGGUCCUUUUGGCUGCAGGCUCUACGAUCUCUCCCCUCAUCCUCCAGUGGUCAGGCAUCGGCCCGAAAGCUUGGCUUGAUCACGCACGUAUACCGCAGAAGCUCGAGCUUCCGGUGGGCUACAACCUACAGGAUCAAACAACGACUUCUGUCGUCACAAAGCCGCAUGAUAAGGGAAAGGGCCAGGGCCAGGCCGCGUACUUUGCAACCUUUGCAGAGGUCUUGGGCAAGAAUGCCACACAUUUCGAAUCUAUCCUAAAAGACGACAAACAGUUGGAGUCAAUGGCAGAGCAGACGGUCAAAGGUGGCGGCUUUCCUGAUAAGGCCAAUCUCAUGAGACAAUAUAAAAAUUAUCAAAACUGGCUUCUGAGUGAUAAAGUGUCAUACGCCGAGCUUUUCCUCGAUACGGACAAUUCUACGCACUUUGAUCUCUGGAACCUGAUCCCGUUUACUCGGGGAUAUGUGAAAGCACUGGACUCCGAUCCGUAUCUACGGAGCUUUGAAUAUAACCCACGAUAUUUCGAGAAUAAAUUAGACUUGUACGGCCAGGCUGCUGCUACGCGGCUCGCACGGCAAUUAACCAACACGUACGACAUGAAACCAUUGGCCGACAAAGAACUGGUUCCUGGGAGAUACGUGCCACAGGAUGCAACUCUGGACGAAUGGGCCUAUUAUGUGAAACAGAACUACCGUGCGAACUAUCACGGGGUGGGUACAUGUUCCAUGAUGAAGAAGGAAUAUGGCGGCGUUGUCAACCAUGAGGCCAAGGUGUAUGGCGUGCAAGGCCUUAGAGUAGUGGACGGCUCGAUACCGCCGACACAAGUUUCUUCGCAUGUUAUGACUGUGUUCUAUGCCAUGGCGGUGAAGAUCGCUGAAUCAGUGAUUGCCGAUGCACCCAAGUCCAAGGAAUAUAUACAUUACUAG